Messenger RNA from Sardina pilchardus (European sardine), 3415 nucleotides. RefSeq names its product HUWE1 associated protein modifying stress responses a (gene hapstr1a). The transcript has 4 exons. The record is from RefSeq and is a predicted model, not a curated record. Lineage: Eukaryota; Metazoa; Chordata; Actinopteri; Clupeiformes; Clupeidae. Bases 177 to 977 code for a protein of 266 amino acids.
UCGCCGCUAGUUUGUUUGGGAGUUGGACGAAGUCACCGAGACAGACUUGUCUCGCUGUUAACGCUGUAACGAAGUUAGUUGACACAAACACAAAUUCGACGGAAUUGUAUUUUCUCGUCAAAGUGUUAGCAAUCCACCAUCCUCUAUAUCAUCUAGUUCGGAAUCUGAGUGCCAUUAUGGAGGAUAAAAAAGAAGAAGGGGAAGCGGAGAUUCAGGAACACGGACCCGAACAUUGGUUCUCAAAAUGGGAGCGGCAGUGCUUGGCUGAAGCUGAGCAAGGGGAGCCAAGCGAAGAAGAAGCAGAUCAGAAUCAGGAGAAAUUGUGGCACCUUUUCCAGAAUUCAGCCACAGCAGUUGCUCAACUUUAUAAAGAUCGAGUGUGCCACCAGCAGCAGGGAAUCUCACUCUGGGUCCCCUUUCAAAAUGCUGCAACAGCUGUCACCAAUUUAUAUAAAGAAAGCGUGGAUGCCCGGCAAAGAAGUUAUGACCUAGGAAUUCAGAUUGGCUAUCAGCGACGCAAUAAGGAUGUUCUGGCCUGGGUCAAAAAGCGCAGGAGAACCAUCCGUCGGGAGGAUUUGAUAAGUUUCCUUUGUGGCAAAGCUCCACCGCCAAGGACUUCCAGAGCUGCGCCCAAACUGACUGUCAUGUCCCCAAACCGGGCUUCCUCCACAGACACAGUCUCUUCUGUAGAGGCUGAUUUACAACCCUUCCGUGAGGCCAUAGCACUACACGGUCUCAGCGGGGCCAUGGCGAGCAUUAGCGUGCGCUCCAGCACCCCGGGGUCACCCACCCACGUCAGCAGCAGCUCUAACCCCGGCCGCCGGAGAAACGGACUGCACGAUGUGGACUUGAACACUUUCAUAUCGGAGGAGAUGGCGUUGCACCUGGACAACGGCGGCACCAGGAAACGCAGCUCCGCCCAGUGUGCCGACGUAAUCACAGACUCCCCCACCCACAAACGUAACCGAAUGCUCUGAGCCUCCCACCUGCCCGCACCAUUCCCCGCCCCAACCCUCCAAUAAACCCCACCACCACCCCGAGCUCCUACCGGCUCCCAGUUGCGUACUGUGCUGCUUGGACAAAAAAAAACAACAAAAAAAAAACAUGAAUAAAUAAAAAAAGCCACUUAAAUCCCUAAAACUUUUGGUCCCCCCCAACCCCCCUCCCCCUCCCCAAUCCCCCCCCCAACCCACCCCAUCAACACAAACACAAAAGGAAACGAGGGCCAUUGAACAUCACAUAUGGGUGAAUUCAAUAAUGAUUGCCAUACGUUGGACCACUGUAGUAGAUACCUCUCGCUGUAAACCAAUAUCUGUUACCCUCUCUCAGUGCUCAGUGGACACGUCUGUCAGUACUUGAUUAUUUGAGUGUAGAAGUUAAGUUUUUGAGUUCUUUAUGCUGCCGGUAUUCUUCAUAUAGGAAAUGUAUGGGCAGCUGAUGGGCCCCCAGCUGGCUUGGCAUUACCCGUAUUGGCUAUUUAUGCUUCAGCCGUGAAACCAGUUAACCACUGAAUGUUCAUUUCUUCAGUGCUUUGGUGUCCUUUUUGUACACCGUUUGGCUCCCACCAGAUAUGCUCACAACCUGCUUUUUUCCUGUUUCUAUAUAAUGGCAGUUCAUUUGUGAGGCCACCAGUACUAUUGAACUCAAUUGCUUUUUACAACUUGCUAGUCUUAUUUAAAGCCGCUGCUGAGUAGGGGUUGGAAAAAAAAUAAAUAAAUUGAGAUGGCACUAUACGGCAGCAGCUCUGCUGGUGAAAAGUUAUCAAUACAUUGACACCAAGUUUCUAAACAUCUUUUUUUUUUUUUUUUUUUAGACUGAGGACUCUGUAUAAUUGUAUUCACAUUACUGCUCUAGUGUAUAACAUGAUGGUGAGUUAAUGUAUGAUUCCCACCCCAUGUCUUUUGGGGUUGAAUUGUGGACCGUUGCAAGACUUGCUCAGCUUGUCUGGCACAACUCGUGUCCACCCGGGACUCCUCCUGAUGCUCAUCCUUGCCUGUUAGCAGCCGCCAAGGUUCCUACAUGAAGCACUGAAUAUGGGACACAGAGACCAACUUGAUUCGAGGUUAAGUUGUGCUCUAGUAUCACCAUAUUUUCUCUACGCUAAUGCUGUAUCACAGCACAAAAAACGAUGAAAUUCAAGUGCUCUCCAGCCAGUAACUAUAAAAGGCCUUUGGCGUAUAAUGUGAAUAAAUAUUUUUUUUACAUUGUCUUGAGUCUGGAAGAAAUGUGUAGUUAUUUGGUGUCAGUGUAUCAAUAAUAUUGCAAGCAGAAAUAGUGCUUUCUUUUUUGUUAUCCCACCCCUGCUGCUGAUUUUUUUUUUUUUUGUCUUUAUUUUGUUCUGUCUGGAACUUGAGGAAGUUGCAAUAAUGUUGUUGCACUAAAGUCAUCUACAGAUCCAUUUGGCUUUAUAUCUUUACCAUUUCAUGCCACUGGAUCAAAUUAAGACAAUGCCGUAGGAAGCUGUUCUGCGUGUCUAGAUCAGUACUUAGAGACGUCAUUGCUAAGGUGUGGCCAUGAUGGGACAAUAAAACAGCUCGUGGUUUUGGGGUGUUGUAUUAACAACCCUUUUCUUCUGAGCUGUUGAGCAAGCAGUGAGGUGGCUUACUGGGCCUUCCUAUCCCCAAGGAAAUCUCAUGCAUACAAAUCACGUUUAUGCACUUGAAGCAUCUCUUAAAACAAAAAGAUGACUAAGAGAAAUCCUUACAUAAACGUGGGCAUAAACUUGACUGAUGCAGAAACACAUGGGUAUUAGUAUUUUGGUGCACAAUGUAGAGGCAGACAGAGAGGUAACCAUGGAAUACAUUGUAGUGCAUUCAGUAACUGAACCAAGUGGUGAAAUGUUGUCAACAGGUACCCUCUAAAGCUGGCAUUAAACUUGGGCAUCUGUUCUUUUGUUCAGGGCAGAAAUAUACCAAUGCCAAAACACACAAGGAGUCCAGUUCUUGGAGAAACCUAGGUUCACCGUUAGCAUUACUAAGCACACUUUGUUUCAGCCUGUUGACUGUCAUAUAUAGGCGAUGGGGGGACACCCAGGGACAAUUAUGUAGAAAUGUCACUUUAUUCUCUUUUUUUUUUGCUUGCUUUUUUAUUUUAAUAAAUAAACAAGGAAUAUCACCAACUAAUCUUUAAAAAAAAAAGACGACAUUUAAAUGUAUCAAUCAUUUUCCAGUGUCAUUUAACAGGUUGUACUGCAACCAGAAAUAGAGGCUGGCUAACAACUGAUUGUAGAGACAACGACGAGAUCAGUCAAGUUAACAGCAGUUUGCCACAUUGUUCAUGUCUUUUUCAAAAGUUGAGAUGAGCAUUGUGUUGGAGAACUAAAUAUUGCGAAAUGUUGCCAUGUAAAAUGUUUCCCUUUUUAAAAGAAGCAGUAGUGUAUGGGCUUAAGUUAUUAAAGACUUUUCAAAUAUGCAAA